Pieris napi is the source of this 552-nucleotide messenger RNA. RefSeq names its product DNA-directed RNA polymerase I subunit RPA12 (gene RpI12). Gene Ontology annotation, biological process: DNA-templated transcription; termination of RNA polymerase I transcription. The record is from RefSeq and is a predicted model, not a curated record. Gene Ontology annotation, molecular function: zinc ion binding; nucleic acid binding; DNA-directed RNA polymerase activity. The transcript is spliced from 4 exons. NCBI's taxonomy places the organism in Eukaryota, Metazoa, Arthropoda, Insecta, Lepidoptera, Pieridae. Gene Ontology annotation, cellular component: RNA polymerase I complex. The coding region runs from base 52 to 486 and encodes 144 amino acids.
CUAUCUACGUCUUUUCCAUACAUAUUUAUACACAAGCCACAACCACAGACUAUGUAUAGAAAUCAUAUUUCCUAUAUCAUAGAAAUUAAAUUUCCCAGAUUAAAAUUUACACAAGUACCAAUAAUGGCAGAGGUGGGACCGUUUACUAGUACCACAGCAUUUUGUGCAAGAUGUGGAUCUAUACUACCUUUACUUAAUGAUUUUGGUCUUGUUAAAUGCUAUGCAUGCAAAUCAAUUUAUGAACCAGAAAAUUUCAACAAGCUUAAAUUCAAUUACACUAUUAACUUCAACACAGUGUCUGUCAUAGCAAAUGAAAAUAUUUUAAAUUUGGACAAUCCUGAAGGCCCGGUUGUUGAGAGGAAGUGCCCUAAAUGUGGUUGUGAUAGAAUGUCAUAUGCUACACUACAGUUGAGAUCGGCUGAUGAAGGGCAGACUGUCUUUUAUACCUGUGUAUCUUGCAAGUACAAGGAAACAGAAAAUUCAUAGUUAUAAAAAUGUACUGGGAUAUAAAAAUAAAUAAUAUUAUGUUUAAAAGUUUAUUCGGUACCCUUA